Messenger RNA from Bipolaris oryzae ATCC 44560, 366 nucleotides. RefSeq lists its product as uncharacterized. The transcript has 2 exons. The record is from RefSeq and is a predicted model, not a curated record. The coding region runs from base 1 to 366 and encodes 121 amino acids. NCBI's taxonomy places the organism in Eukaryota, Fungi, Ascomycota, Dothideomycetes, Pleosporales, Pleosporaceae.
AUGGUAGAUUCCUCAGGAGGCUUGCCUUCUUUUGACAAUAAAGCCUUUCGGGGCCUGUUGGUCCUAAUGCAUCCUCUCAACGCGUUCGGGUAUCCGCAUCGCCGGUACUCGCUACCAACAUCGCGAGAGAGAAUGACACUCCCGAGAAACCCAAGAGAGGUAAGCAGAAGCGCUCUGGAGCUUGUGUCGUACUCUUGUGUCACCUCCCGCAUGCAAAAGUUGCGCGGAGUAAUGUCACACCCUCGACUCCUCAGUCUAGGCGGCCGCGAUACUCUCUGCAAUACGCGGAAGCUUUCAUCGGCUCCGUCAAUCUCUCCAUCGGGAAUCGAGGCCAUACAGCUCCUGACAAAGAGAACAUUUGUAUAG